AUGAAAUUGAUCUAUUUUCUCGUCAUAAUACAUUUAAAUACCAUUUAUUGUUUACCAAAAGUUCGUGUACGUCCACAAUCUGCCGUCUUGCCUUCAUCAUCUGAAGCACGUUUAACAUGUGAAAGUAGUGAUACACCAUUUGGAUCCAUUGCUUAUUGGACUCAUGUUGGUCAACGUAUUGAAUUAAAUCCAUCGAUUAUUGAAAUGCAUGGUAAUGAAUUACGUAUAUUUCAAUUUGGUGAUACGGCUUAUACACAACCGGGUACUUAUUCUUGUGUUGUUUCAACUCGUUAUGGUCUACUUGAAAGUGAACCAUCGAUGUUAAGUUUACCAACUUUAGAUCCAUUUACAGUAUCGAAAAAUGAAAAUAAUAUUUUAAAUAUAACAGAAGGAAAUAUUGCUGUUAUACCAUGUGAAUUACCUAUUGGAAAUCCUAAACCAAUACCAAUAUUUACUUUAAAUGAUAAUUACAUAGAAAUUGAAUCGAAUUCAAAUCAUUACAAAAUUUUACCUAGUGGUAAUUUACAUAUUAUUGAUGUAAAACAAUCAGAUGCAGGAAGAUAUCAAUGUUCAGCAAAAAAUCCUGUAACGGAACAAAUUGUAAAUAAUAGUCAAAUAACAAUUUUAGAAGUUUUAAACAAACCAACAAAUCCAAAAGAAUAUCGAUCAUUAUUGACUGUAUAUAAACCACCACCAGCUUCGAGAGUUCUUGUUGGAGAUAAUUUUUCUAUUGAAUGUGUUAUUGCUGGUUGGCCAAAACCAUCGGUUGAAUGGGAAAAAUAUGGAGAUAUUUUACCGGAAAGACGAAGUGAAGUUUUACAUGGUACACUUUAUUUAUAUAAUAUACAUUUGGAUGAUCGUGGAACAUAUAUAUGUCGAGCAUCUAGCUCAAAUGGACAAUCUGAUAUUGCUUAUACAGCAUUAGUAGAAGUAUUAGAACCACCAAAAAUUGUUCAGCGACCAGAUUCAUUAAUACAGAUCAAUAGAGAUGAAAAUAUAUCAAUUAAAUGUGGCUUCCGUGGUCGGCCGGAACCUGUAAUUAGUUGGUUAUAUAAUGGAGAAGAUUUUUCAAUCAAUGGAUCACCUGUUACAGGUAGUGUACUAACACUCAAUCAACCGAAAGAAGGUAUUUAUCAAUGUAUCGGUCGCAAUUCUUAUGGUACUGCUCAAGCAAGUACUGCUCUUGUUCUUCCAAACAGUGCAGAUAAAACUGAAGUGAAAAUUCCUGUAAAAAAAUCUUUAAUUAUCUUCGGCCCAAAUAAUAGUACUGUCUAUGAAGGUGAAACAGUUCAAUUACAUUGUUUAACUCAACCUGGUUCAACUGUACAAUGGUUACAUAAUAAUGAAAUAAUUAAUUUAAAUCUUAUGCGUCGUUAUGAAAUACUCUCAUCUGGUGGUUUACGCAUUGUUUCAGCACAAAAAUCCGAUAGUGGAAUAUAUGAAUGUAUCGCAUCAAAACUCGGGUUUGAUACAAAUACAGCUAAAUGUUUUGUUUAUGUAAAUGGUUUAGGAUUCAAUAUUCCUGUAUCAAAAUUAGAAAUUAUUGAUAUUCAUCAAAUAGAUAAUAAUGCGAUUAAAUUAUCAUGGAAAUUUAAUGAAUCAAUUGAAAAUCAUUUAAAUUCUAUUCAAAUACAAUAUCGUUUUAUUCAUCCGAAAACAUCAUGGAUGGCAAGAGAUGAUUUUUAUAAUCGUUCAAUCAAUCAUGCAAUUGUAAAUAAUUUACAAUCAAGUCAAACAUAUAAAUUUCGUCUAGUUGGUUUCGAUACUAAUGGUAAACAAUUCGUUAUAAGUGCUGCAAAACGUAUUGCAUUAGAAUUCAUCCGAAAUCAAUCGAAUUCAAUUUUACCACAAAUAACUGAAGCUUGGAUAACUAAUGAAGGACAAAUUAGUUUAAAAUGGAAGUUAUUAAAUCAAACAGAUAAUGAAAUAAUCGAUGGUUUUGUUAUUUAUUAUCGACCGAUACAUUCAAAAGUAAAUUUUACAUCAAUAUCAAUACCAAAUUUACGUUCUCCUCCGAUAAAUUCAUAUACAAUUUCUAAAAUUGAAUCUAAUCAAGAAUAUGAAUUACGUAUGGCAACAUAUUCUAAUCAUGGUCUAAGUUCAAUGAGUAAUUCAAUUGAAAUAUCUGUCCCAACUGAACAUCACACUCGUGUAAAUCAAAUGAAUUCAGCAACAAAUCUCGAUGAAGUUCUUGAGAAUAUUACUAAAAUUCAACGUCCUUCUUAUAUUAAACAGAAUUUAAUUCAUCCAUCUUUACCACCAACACAAAAAAAUUCUGAUAUACUUUAUUUAACAAUUGGUAUUAUUGCUGGAAUUCUAUUAAUUUUAAUUAUCAUACUUAUUGUUAUGUGUAUAUUACGAUUAGUACAACGAAAGAAAUUAAUCGCUCAUGUAAAAUCUAUCAAUGGUUCAGGAUAUUAUUGUGAUGGUUUACGUAAAAAUCUUAACCCUGAUUAUGCGACAACAUCAUCUUGUUUACAACAUGGUGUUGUGUCUGUUGAUGGUAAAUUAAUUCCAUUUGCUUAUCCACAAUCACCAAAAAUGUAUUGUCGGCAUUUAUUACAUAAUUCAACAAUGAAUGAAAAUGGUACAAUACAUUUAAAUACCAAUCCAAUGAAUCAAUUAGAUAAUGAAAAUCCACAAGAAAAUUUUUAUCAUACAUUAACACCUUUUAAUACACAUAAUCAAUAUGAAGAAUGUCAAUCACAUGGUUGUUCAAGAAAUCAAACGACUUUAUAUGAACGUUCACCUAUGUUGACAACAUGUCCAGUACAUCGUCGUUUAGGUAAUUAUUCAUCAGAUACACUUCCUUUACAAGUAUCGUCGAAUAUUGAAUCUUCACCUAAAAUAAAUGGAACAUCUUUUCCAUCGACACAUUAUCAUCAUGGAACACAUCUACGGCAAUUUAAACCGAAAGGUAUUAUUACGCCAUUAAUUAAUAAAGGAUUACUUAUUGAUCAACAACAAUUAAAUGAAAAUUUUAAACAUUCAGCACCAUCAAGUACUGGUUCAUCACAUUCAUCAAGUGGUGUUAGUUCAUCAAUGGAAUCACCUUAUAAUCAUUGGAAAUAUUUAGUACCAUUAUCUGUAGCUACAACAAAUGAUACUAAUAAUAUAUCAUCAGCAAUUAUCCAACCAAUACCAUUGACUUCAUCAUAA
Messenger RNA from Adineta steineri, 3159 nucleotides. The record is from the annotation of a GenBank genome assembly. NCBI's taxonomy places the organism in Eukaryota, Metazoa, Rotifera, Eurotatoria, Adinetida, Adinetidae.